Messenger RNA from Columba livia (rock pigeon), 6237 nucleotides. RefSeq names its product podocalyxin like 2 (gene PODXL2). The transcript has 8 exons. Gene Ontology annotation, biological process: leukocyte tethering or rolling. The record is from RefSeq and is a predicted model, not a curated record. Bases 210 to 2132 code for a protein of 640 amino acids. NCBI's taxonomy places the organism in Eukaryota, Metazoa, Chordata, Aves, Columbiformes, Columbidae.
CCCGGCGGGCAGUCCGGACCCCCCUCCCCGCUGCUUCCCCCGCCCCCGGAGCGGCGGCGGCGGCGGCGGGAGGAGGCGGUGCCGGGCGGCGGGAUGCAGUGCGAGGCCGGGCGGCGGGCGGGCGCGGCGGCGAGGGGCAGAGCCCGGCGGGCGGCGGGGCGGCCCCGCUCCCCGUGAAGAGGCGGCGCGGCAGGGCAGCGGCCGCCGCCAUGCAGCCGUUGCACCGGGCCCCGGCGUUGCUGCUGCUUCUGGCCGCCGGGACCUUGUGCCUCUGCCUCGCCUCCUCGGAGGAGCCAACCGCCGAUGGCCUCACGUCAACUUCCCUGCUGGACUUUGCCAUGAUGUCCCAGCUGGAGGCCACGAAUUCCCGUGAGCAAACCAGCGUGGAGGCCGCGGAGCCCGAUCUUGCUCCUGGCUCUCUGCACGCUGCCCCGGGAUCGGGCUUUGCCAGCGAGGAGAACGAGGAGUCCAAGAUCUUACAGCCUCCACAGUACUUCUGGGAAGAUGGGGGAGAGAUCAACGAGUCCAGCCUGGACUUGGGACCAGCAACAGAUUACAGCUUUCCAUCUGCAUCUCAGAAGGCCCUGCUGAAAGGGAAUGGGACACAGGUGAAAGACAACUGGGAAACAGCCACUGUCCAGCCGCCAGCAGAAUUUGUUGAGCCUGACUUGCACAGACCUUUCUCCAGCACGCUGGAGGAAGAGGAGGGGCUGCUCCCCAUAGACCACUCCAGGGGAGGAGUGGAAAAUCUCCAGACCUCCGGGCCUGAGGUUACAUCUGCUGAACCCGUGGGCCAAGAGGACUCCUCCUCCCUUCUGUUUUCCACAGCCUCUGCCAGGCCAGGUGUUGCGACUGAGGCAGCCGUAGGAGGGCAAGAAGAGGACUCUGUUCCUCCAGGCUCAGACCUUGGGAGCAGCAUGGGGCCGGGUCUUCUGCCUAUGUCCUCUAUUUUUUCUCCUACUGUUGCUGCAAGGUCUCCCAGUGUUUCAGAAGAGCCCUUUGAGGUGACAGCUGCGGACACGUGGGCUGUUGAGGGAGCAGAUUUGGAGCUGACUGUGACUACCACAAGAGCAGAACCUGUAGAGACCACAGUGGAGGCUGGUGGGGAAGAGCAUUCGGCCAGAGAGGAGGUCUUGGAGACUACGGUGUGGUGGGAGAUGCUGGAGCCCACAGCACUAACUGGAAUGGAGCAGACAGUGGAAACGCCUGUGGGGACACCCUUUCCUGGAGGCAGCUCCCCAGACACCCAGACUCUUUCUGGCAGUGAGCAGCACACGGCGACUUCUGCGUCUCCAUGGGACAGGGUUGACGAGCCUGCGCUGGAUCCCAUCUGGAAUGACACCGAGGCAGCCACGGAGACGGUGGCAGCAGAGCGGAGCUUGUCACCUCAGGCUGGGGACGCCCGCGUGGCCGUGCUGCCGACAGAGCUGCCCUGGGACUCAGCACAGGUGAUCUGCAAAGACUGGAGCAACCUUGCGGGGAAAAACUACAUCAUCCUGAAUAUGUCGGAUAACGUUGACUGUGAGGAGUUUCGGCUGGAGAGGGGUCCCCAGCUGUUGGCACUGGUGGAAGAUGCCUUCUCCAGACAGGCGGACGGGCUGCAGGACCGCUGGCUGAUCUCUCUGAGCAAACCCAAUGAGAACGACAAGCACUUGCUAAUGACACUGGCAGGGGAACAGGGUGUCAUCCCUACAAAAGAUGUUCUCAUGGCACUGGGGGAUGUUAAGAGGAGCUUAGCUGAGAUCGGCAUCCAGAAUUACUCAACCACAACAAGCUGCCAGUCGCACCCCAACCAGACACGCAGCGAUUACGGGAAACUCUUUGUGGUACUGGUGAUUAUCGGCUCCAUCUGCGCCAUCAUCAUUGUGCUGGGGCUCAUCUACAACUGCUGGCAGAGACGCCUGCCCAAGAUGAAGAAUGUGUCGCACGGCGAGGAGCUGCGCUUUGUUGAGAACGGCUGCCAUGACAACCCCACCUUGGACGUGGCCAGUGACAGCCAGUCGGAAAUGCAGGAGAAGAAGCCGAGCGUGAACGGUGGCAACACCAUCAAUGGCCCCGACAGCUGGGAUGUCCUGAUCAAUAAGCAGGCGAGCGAGGACGUGGAUGUAUUUGAGGAAGACACGCAUCUUUAGGAAAAGAAGAGAGGGAACCACCCCUUAAAUAUGCUUGUCUCUCUCCUAUCCUGACUGGUGGACCACGGGAUCAGGUGGCUUCUCAGGAACUUCUUAAAGGCUUGGGAUGGGUCAAGUCUUUGGGCAAGUUUUCCCACUAGAAGUCCUGAGCCCACGUCUGAGGCUUGGAACCAGGACAAUCGCUGGACCAGAGGGGAGCGGGAGGGGUGGGUGUGUAGGUCUCUGUGUGUGUGUUCCUAUCAGUAGCACCAAUGCUUUCAUCACCUUUAAAUGCACUUACUGUAGCUCUCUGGUAGUGGCUGGGCGUGAGGAGCAAGGCGGUGAGGCCAAGUCCGCCACCAAGAGUCCAGUUUUUUGGGGUAAAUUGACUUUGGGAGUCCAGCUGGAGCUACGGCGGCCAGAUUCUGACCUUGAGACCAUGUUCAGACCCUGCAGGUGCAGUAAAACCUGUCCAUUCUGGAUGGAGAGGAGCCAAGUCUCAGUUAAUGUCCUGAGCAGAGUUUGCAUUCCACCUGUGAAAACAUAUAUAUAUUUUUUUUCCUUUCUUUUUAGUGCUCUAGCACUCAACUGCUAAUUAGCCAGGCUGAUGUUUGCAUCUAAGGAAAACAUCCUGCUGUCAUCUCAUUUCCUCCCUCCAACUGCAAACAGCCCCAUUCCCUUUUUGAGCUCCACAGCUCAAAGCUGAGUUUGCAGAUUUUGAGCACUUUACCCUUGCUUGCCUGAUAGCAGUGCAUUCGGUGCCAUGGUGCAGCAUCUUAGCCGGAAAUUCGCUUUAGGUUGGAGAGUUGCUCAAAAAGGGCAUUUACCUGCCUCUUCAAUGCAACAGCCUGUGCAAUCAGCAGCAAAGUAUCUUUUGUCUGAAUCUGGUUUAGACUGGCAGGCCUUCUCCACUCGUGUUCCAUUUUCCAGGGUAGCUUGGUUUCAGUUGGCCUUUUUGACGUAAAUGUAAAGACCAUGUGAGACUUUUCAAACAGGGAGGAAAGUAAAAACUCAGAUAAUUUUCAGGUCCUUUUCAGCAUCCUGCCCUGAAGGGAGGGAAGUGUUUAAUGUCCCAUAGGUAUAAAUCGGGGUGACAUCUUUAAAAUCACUGCAUUUAAGCAAGUGUAAAAGCCGGUUCAGAUGAGAUGAGAAUCAGAUCUAAGAGCUCCCCAACGAACGUUUCUCAGGCAUGCCUCUGGCAACUUUGAGGCUGCAGCUCCCUAAGGAUGUGUGAUAAAAGGCACGUGAAUAUGCCUAAUCAUUCGCUAGCCCUGCCUAAACCCAGACUCGGAACUACUGUCAAGCCUGAAAUUCUAGAGCAUUUGUUUUUCCUGUCAUCAAGGGAUUGAGGGACUUGCUUCGGUCAGAGGCAACAGAAUUCCUCUCUGUUCGGUGAUCUGCGUGCUUGCUUACUGCGAGAUGCAGCUUCGCAUUUGGUCUUUAAGGGAACCUUUGUACAGAAAGACCCCAGAUACGCAGCCUGUAAAUCUAUCCCUGUACGUAUAGAUAUUUUUAGCAUGUUCAUCCUUAAUGUGAGUGCCUAAAGUCAAGGUACAAGAGUCUGUUGUUCCAUUUUGCAUAGCGCUUUGCAUACAGACUGAAUCGCGGGUCGCCUCAAUAUAGGAUCGUGUUGAUAUCAGUCUAUUAGUGGUUCAGGAAAGGUUUCAAGCCUUUGGUUUCCUAUCCAGAUUCGAGUUUUCAGUGGUUUUACCCUCCAUACCUUUCCCCAUGUUAUGUAGGAGAUGGUGACCAUCGUCUCCAUUUGUAUGUUGUUGGUAGGGCUGCAGAGAUGCUCAGAGGAGUUUCCCUCUCCUGCCCCAGCAGCUGAUGAUGGGGGACAGUCCCUGUACGUGGGCAGCCACGUGUGGCCCUUCUCUGGCCACCCCUCGCUGAGUCGGAUGGGUCUGUGCAGUGAAACUGCACGAGUUCCGUGCCUGUGUCCAUGGCACUUUGGGGCUCGCAAGAUUAAAUGCAAGUUGUUGUUAUGAUACAGUGAGUAAAUUAAAGCAUGGAGUUAAAAUUUGAGUUCAUAUAGCACUUAGCAUAGCGGGGCCUGGCAUGGCUGUGGCCUUUAGGCAGUUUCACUGUGUAAAUGUUUCUAAUUCCAAUAAUCCUCAUCAAAUAUGUUUUUAAUGCCCAGUGGCUAUUAAAAAUAUAAUGCCACCCAUCAGAUGUGAAUCAGUUCACCCACAAAACACUUCAUUGUACUUCAUUGCUGGGAGCUGCUUUGCUGCCCCAUUUUCUCUCCACUAAUUUAGAGAAACAGCAAGGUGCUGGUAGGGCAACGCUUCUGCCUGGGCUCAGCACCUCCCCACCUAGUGUGGAGUCUUCAAACGUUAGAGAAACCAAGGGGGCUGCGCAGGUUUAUUAAUAAGCUAGCAAGUUCUCUGAUUUACUUUUCUGGCCUCCUAUGGCCUGAAAGCUUUCCAGAGACUGUCUUGUACGUCUGGAACAUCCAGGCGAUAUUGACUGUGUCUAAGGGUGGCCGUCACGAGGCUGCGAACGAUUUUCUGCUGUCUCUGACAGGGUGCACCUGGCUGUAUGAUCUCGGUUUAGCUCCAGGAAUCUACUGGUUAAUAGCAUUUCAUUGUAGUCUGGUGAAACUUUUAAUACCUUUACCGUUUGUUUUUUCUCUGUAUCAUUUGUUUUGCACUAGGCUGAUCUUGUUAAGUCGAUUGCACUGUUGUCCCUCUCCCACCAGCCUGGCAGAGAUGGGUCGUGUCCGGGGACCUGCGGGCUGGGAGAGCUGUGGAGAGGCUGCCGAGAGCCCGUUUUACUCUCUUGUUCAGUGCUUGGGCUUCCAGCUCUGCAGAGGGAGGAUUUCAAGAGGAACAGAAACUUUUGUUGUACGAUUUGUAACGGGAAGCUUUUCUAUCACCUUAAUGUAGUUAAACUUCUUUUUAACAAAAAACUGUCAAAGCUGUUCUUCGCGGAGCGGUGUGCCAGGCGACGGAGCAGAUACGGGACACAAGGUGGGUCCUGGAAAACUCUUUUUCCACCUCUUAGGACUUCACUGUAAUUCCAUCUGCCAAACGUUUGAUCGCACUGACACCUGGUGGCUGCUGGGAGUUGGAGACGAAAAAUGAAGAAAAAAGGACUUUUCUAUCCCUCCCUCUCAGCUCUGGGUUUCCUGUGCCCUGCUUGGGAAUAUCACCUGCUUAAUUCAUGGAGGGCUGCUGGACUUGCCUGUGAGCAGAGGGCAUGUCAGGGAUGGUUUGUGCGAGGACAUCCCCAUCUGCAACGCAAUGAGACGGGAUGGUCCCUGGAGUCACUGCUCUAGAGGCCCCGGGUAGCAAUACAAGGUCUCAGCUCUAUCUGUUUUCUCCUCCACCUGCCCCCUUUCCUCCCGGGGAGCACGGACAGAAAGCAGAGGCUCUGGUUUGAAAUUGAGAUGGUUCUUCAAAGAGAGUAUAAGGCGCAAGGAGCUCUGUGCCCCAGGGAACGUGGCGAUGGUGUGGCUGAGAUCAGAGGGGCUCUCAGUCUCUGCAGGAUGGUGGCCAGAUGUGAUCUGAGAUGUCCAAGCUGCAAAUUACUCCUGAAUGUCUAGAACACCAUCUGUAACACAGAGUCCAACACAUGCUUAGGACUUUGCAUCCUGCAGACAGCCUCGUGGUAUGUGGGGUGUAAAGAAAGGACGAGAAGUGACCUGGUAACUGCUGUGGAGUACGGUGUGCUGGUUGAGAAUACAGUUUGAGAUCCCACCUCAAGGAUCCCACCAGGCAAAGGAUGUAGCAUCAAACAGAGGUACUUUUUUGUAUGGAUUACUGCAGUAUGGCCUGGGAGCAUCGCAGCAGGAUCCCACUGCACCCAGUGCUGUUGGCAGAUUGUCUGUUCCCGUCCGCCUUUGCAGGAGCACAUCUGUCCUUCACAGAGGGCUUGGGGCAGCUCCAACAGGCAGAGAUGACAACCACCUUCAUCCGUGCUGGCUCGCCAGAGCCUCAUGGGCUCAUCUGGGCUGCCAGCUGUUCUUGUCACCGCCCUUGUUCCUGCUGGACCUGAACUGGCUGCGGCUCGGCGCUGCUGCCCUAGAACACUUGGAAACACUUGUGUCUGGCCCUGGAAGCGACAGGGUUGUGGUUUUGUUUUCUUUGCAAUAAAACGCACCUCCUGGGUGUCUCAACACUGA